AUGGGCAGCAUCCGCGUCCCCAACUUCCCGGCCUUCUGCUGCCCCCAAUUCGAGCUGCGCUGCAGCUCCCACUGCCGCGCCGUCUCGCAGCAGGCGGAAAAGUGGGCCCUUUCGACGUCGCUCUUCCUCGACGCCCAAGAGGAGGCUCGCCUACCAGGAGCCCGCAUCGGCCUCCUCGCGUCGCUCUGCUUCCCCGCGGCCGACCUCGGGCAGCUGCUCGCCAUCACCAAGUUCCUCAUCAUCAUGCAGCACUGGGUCGACCGUCCGCCGUCGUUGUAUGCGGACGAGGAGAUCUUUGACCCCAUCUGGGCCAAAUCUUUCCGUCCGACGACGCGGCGCGACUGGCACAAACGCUUUCAACGACACCUGGCCGCCUUCCGGUUGGGUCAAGCGAUCACCGCGCGCGACGUCUCGGAGCACAUCGUCCCGGAUCUCGAGUCGUACAUCACGACACGGCGCGACGCGUCCGGCGCGAAGCUGUUGCUCGAUUUGAUCAUAUACGCGGGCGGCCUCAGCGUUCCUCAGCAAGUUUACGAACACCCCGCCUUGCGACGAUUACGACAAGAUGCUGCGGACAUCAUUGCUUGGUCGACAGAUAUUGCCGCUUACACACGCGGUCCGCACGCAUGCAAUCUCGUCACGGUUGUCAUGAACGAACACCGCUUCGCGCCGCAGGGUGCGAUUCAUUUUGCCGGCAACCUCGUCAAGGACACCGUCGGGCACUUCCUCGCCAAUGAAGCAUCAUUGGCGGAGUAUGACUUUGGCGACUGGGACCUGGAGACGCGGGCCUACGUGCGUGGGAUGCGGGACUGUGUCGUGGGCACGAUGCAUUGGAUGUACGAGACCGACCGUUUCUUUGGAGACGCGGGCGAGGACGUCAAGAGCUCGGGAUGGGCGUUCGUCCAGCCCGCAUAG
Molecule: messenger RNA, 915 nt
Organism: Epithele typhae
Lineage: Eukaryota; Fungi; Basidiomycota; Agaricomycetes; Polyporales; Epitheliaceae
Product: terpenoid synthase
Exons: 3
Coding region: 1-915 (304 amino acids)
Source: RefSeq, a predicted model, not a curated record